CAUACAUGACACAACGCAAAUUGAUGUUGACCCCCCACCCCCUAAUUUACUGAAGCAGUGUCAAUGAUAAUUAACUUUAAUUCUCGCCUAAAAAAAAGAAAAAAACUUUAAUUCUCUUAAGCAGAUUUACUAAACCUAUCAUUUAUUUAGAGAGGUAAACAUAUCAAAUUUUUGAUUAAGUGAAAGAAAUCCCGUGUCAAAUAUCAGUUGGUAUGAAUUCAGAUUUAAAUUCAAAUGAGAUUAUUUUUGAAUCUGCGAUUGAAAAUACAAUCGAAAAUUGCGUAAUGCCAAUUCUAGUUGAAUCCGACAAUGAUACGAAAGUUGAAUCAGUAAUGGCGUGAAUUCAAGAGUAUUGUAGAUUCCAAAAUGAUAGUCAAAGUCUGGUUUACUCAUCGAACUUUUGUGUGUAUUCGUCGUUUGUAGAGAUUUAUUGUAAUCAAUAAUAAAAAAAAUAUUUACAUCUUCACAUGAAAAGUAUUCCAAUCAUCUCUUCAAAGGACAUUCCGACUACACCUAAAGGCCUUUUUAGCGCAGUGGUUGUUCGAUCAAAUCAGAUCAUUCUCGGCAUCCCGAUCAGCCUUUGGCUACUUUUCGGCGCCGAUCCGCUCAAUUUCAAGGUCUCAUUUCCUUGCAGAAUUGGGGGAAAAGAUGAGUCAAGUGUUCGAAGGUUACGAACGGCAGUACUGCGAGCUGUCUGCUAACUUAUCCAAAAAGAUUACUUCAGCUAGUCUCCUUGAUGGAGAACAGAAAAAACAGAAAGUAUCUGAAGUACAAGGACGAUUGGAGGAUGCUGAGGCAUUGAUACGUAAAAUGGAUCUUGAAGCUAGGAGCUUGCCACCAAGUGUGAAGGCCAUGCUUCUUGCCAAACUGAGAGAAUAUAAAACUGAUUUGAACAAUUUGAAAUCGGAAGUGAAGAGAAUCACAUCAGCUAAUGCCAAUCAAGCUGCAAGAGAUGAGUUGUUGGAAUCUGGACUGACAGAUACAAUGGCGGUAUCAGCUGAUCAAAAAGCAAGGUUGUUGAUGUCAACUGAAAGACUAAAUAAGACGGGUGAAAGGGUCAGGGAUAGUAGAAAAACAAUGCUCGAAACUGAGGAGCUUGGGGUCUCAAUUCUUCACGAUCUGCAUCAACAACGCCAAUCGCUUCUGCAUGCACAUGGCACACUUCAUGGGGUGGAUGACAACAUAGGUCGGAGCAAAAAGAUUCUCACUAAUAUUUCGAGAAGGAUGAGCAGAAAUAAGUGGAUGAUUGGAACAGUUAUUGCAGUCUUGGUUAUUGCAAUUAUUCUAAUUCUUUACUUCAAGCUGACCCAUUAGAUCAUCAGCUUUGAUGAUUGAAAAUCCUAUUUUGUUUUUCCACCGCAAGUGUGGAUGUCUUAAAAUACAUCGUCUAUUUAUGAUGUUGUGUGAUUGUCGCUUUCCUGAUUUUGUUGGACUUGAUUUUUGUUAGUAUUUUGUACCCAAGAUAUUAUGGUAACUGUAACAUGUUAAGGGUACAUAUUUUUUGUUUGA
This is a messenger RNA of Salvia miltiorrhiza (redroot sage), 1509 nucleotides long. Its product is annotated as vesicle transport v-SNARE 13-like. Lineage: Eukaryota; Viridiplantae; Streptophyta; Magnoliopsida; Lamiales; Lamiaceae. Gene Ontology annotation, molecular function: SNAP receptor activity; SNARE binding. Gene Ontology annotation, biological process: vesicle-mediated transport; vesicle fusion; intracellular protein transport. The coding region runs from base 649 to 1314 and encodes 221 amino acids. The record is from RefSeq and is a predicted model, not a curated record. Gene Ontology annotation, cellular component: ER to Golgi transport vesicle membrane; late endosome membrane; SNARE complex. The transcript has 6 exons.